This is a messenger RNA of Neurospora tetraspora, 411 nucleotides long. Its product is annotated as ankyrin repeat-containing domain protein. The transcript has a single exon. The record is from RefSeq and is a predicted model, not a curated record. The annotation marks the transcript as partial. Lineage: Eukaryota; Fungi; Ascomycota; Sordariomycetes; Sordariales; Sordariaceae.
AUUAACAUCCGGGACAGAAAGGGCAGGACAGCUUUGUCUCUGGCAGCAGGAGAUAGCAAAGCAUUCGUCGCUAGUCACGUGGUCCAGCUAUUGUUGGACACGUUUCCUAACAUUGACAUCAAUCUACCAGAUAAUGCCUCCCGGUCUCCACUUACCCGGGCAGCCAUCGGGGCCGAUAUAAGGACCGUUGAGGUCUUUUUGAGCCGCUACUCAGAGUCCGCUCUUCAGCAUCUAAAUAUGCCAGACAGUGAAGGCCGGACUAUCGUAUCUCACGCAGCUGCUGCAAAAAGUGUUUGUAGCGUGUACGUUCUGCGUCUACUUCUUGCAAAGCUCCCUCAAAUAGCUCUAGAUACACCGGACAACAACGGCCGAACACCAUUACGAUGGGCGCUGGAGAGAAACCAUGAAGUC